This is a messenger RNA of Ceratina calcarata, 1178 nucleotides long. RefSeq names its product macro domain-containing protein CT2219. Gene Ontology annotation, biological process: purine nucleoside metabolic process; peptidyl-glutamate ADP-deribosylation; DNA damage response. Gene Ontology annotation, cellular component: nucleoplasm. Lineage: Eukaryota; Metazoa; Arthropoda; Insecta; Hymenoptera; Apidae. Bases 230 to 1066 code for a protein of 278 amino acids. Gene Ontology annotation, molecular function: ADP-ribosylglutamate-[protein] hydrolase activity. The record is from RefSeq and is a predicted model, not a curated record. The transcript is spliced from 6 exons.
GUUUACGGUUCAGUUGCAUUCGCGGUUUGCCUCUACGUUCAUCAGGUUCAUCACCGGUCACAGCUGAAAGAUAGAAACAAAACAACGCGAUAACGCAGAGUUUACGUGAUUUAAAGACCCGAGUACGUUGCGAACAGCUUGGCGGAAUUGCGGUGGGACUUCUCGUAGGUGGAGGUACAAAUCGAUGAUUGACAAAGGUCAUUAAAGCUUUUUUAACGAACGGAAGACUAUGUUGGCUCUCAGAGCGAUACUCAUCGCCGAUCGUACCGCAAUCACCGUCUUCCGGCCGAUUUUAGUUCAGAAUAUCUUGAGUGGAAAGAGUUUCGUAACAUCUGUCAACCCCGAAGAGAGGAUGUCGUUCGAAGUUGAGAAACUUAUAUCGCUAUGUUGUACAGAGAAAUUUUUAACCAUGCCGGUAGAGGAAAAGCGAAAGUUGUAUAAGGGAACCGUGAACACGAUAGAUGCGAUUCCGACAUGGUUGGAAUACUGGAAUAAGAACAAAGGGAAUAUUGGUCUAAUGAACUUAGAAAGAGUUGAAAAAGUCGAUGAGGAACUAGCUAAGAAAGUAUCAAUUUGGCAAGGUGACAUAACAUCUCUCGAGAUAGAUGCAAUUGUGAAUGCCGCCAACUCGUCUCUUCUCGGUGGUGGCGGAGUUGAUGGGGCUAUCCACAGAGGCGCGGGGUCAAAUUUAAAGAGAGAGUGUGCCACUUUCGGAGGAUGUCAGGUCGGAGAGGCUAAAAUAACCGGGGGUUACAUGUUGCCUGCUAAAUAUAUCAUUCAUACGGUCGGCCCGCAAGGUGAAAAACCUGAAAAGUUGAGAGAAUGUUAUGAGAACAGUCUCGAGGUUGCCAAGGAAAAUCAGUUGCGCGUUAUUGCUUUCCCUUGCAUAUCAACGGGAAUUUACGGAUAUCCUCAAAGACCGGCAGCCAAAGUAGCUCUGUCUACAGUCAAGAAGUUCCUACUCGAUAACAAAGACGCAGUAGAUAGAGUGAUCUUCUGCCUAUUCCUGAAAUCUGACAAAGAGAUUUACGAGGAGUUGCUACAAAAAUAUUUUGCUAUCCAUUAGAUUAUGUUCCCAGACAUAUCCUCUAUUAUACAUGCUUUGAGAUGAGUCUCAAAACGAACGGAGCAAAACUGUAUCAGUGUACGCAUUGUCGAAUAAUAUUCGUAGAAAAAUA